Molecule: messenger RNA, 3977 nt
Organism: Puntigrus tetrazona (Sumatra barb)
Lineage: Eukaryota; Metazoa; Chordata; Actinopteri; Cypriniformes; Cyprinidae
Exons: 3
Coding region: 505-1749 (414 amino acids)
Biological process (GO): positive regulation of cell size; positive regulation of translation
Source: RefSeq, a predicted model, not a curated record
UCUCUCUCUCCACCCCGUCUCAGGCGGCGUGGAAUCCUGGCUGUGUUUAAUUGCCGAGUGGCAAGAUCUGAGGGAAAGAUCGGGAGCCGCUGCGUCUGUCAUCGCUUUACGAGCCCCAACCCCGGGAGAGAGAGACGGGGAAGGUGUAGGAAGGAAGUGUUUGGAGUUUGGGAACGGGUGAGCUGGGGGAUUUUUACGCAGUGGGGAGGUGAAGAAAGAGGUGAAACGCUGAAGUAAGACUUGGAGGAAAAAAAAAAAAAAAAAAAGAGGGAGGGAGGGAAAGAGAAGAGGCCCACCGUUGGAGAAAGGGCAACGGGAGGGAAAAGUGGGAAAACAAGAGUAAGUUAGAAAAAGGAGGAAGGAAGGAAGGGGGAGGUGAGCGAAAAGUUAGAGAGGGAGACAAACACAGUGAGCGAGAGCAGACGCAGAUGAGAAAAACAGACGCCGUGGAUGGCCUGGGUGGAGAGAGAACCAGUUGUUUUCUAAGUCGCCUUUCGGACUGGAAUGCACUCAGAGAAUUUGAGAUUCCCGACGCCUUACUGCCAACUUUGCUUGCGACGCACGCCGGGCCCCGCAGACGGAUCAUGCCUGCGUUUGGAGUCCGGAGUGGCCCCGUUCCCAAAGGAGCUGGGGAUGGAGCGAGCGGGGAGGACUGAAGCGUCUCCGCUUUACGCAGAGGAGCUCCAGCAUCCGUGCUACAGGUGGGACUCGGCUUGCGUCCGGGAGAUCCGGCGGGAAUGUGGAUGCAUCCAUCGGUGGUAUUACCCGGAGCUGCUGCAUCCCUUCACCGGCGACCAUGUUUCAAAGGUCAGAGGUCACCGCUGCUACUCAUCCUACAUUCCGGAAUGGGACAGCGUUCAUCAGCCUGAAUAUAACGGACAUUGCGAGAGGAGACGGGUGUCGUUCCGGAGUCACGAGGAGCGCCCGGAGACUGGCAGACAAUCGCACUGUAACGGGUCGAACUCCAAUCAGGCGGGUUUUUUCCCAACCGAGGUGCCCUUGAGCAAGCUGGGCCGCUCCAGGACAUUUGGCAAUGGGCUGCAGGUGAACGGACCGCACCAGGAUAUAAGGACGUCUCGGGGGGAAGAGGGUCUGGAGAAACAUGGCAAGCAGAAGAAGAACCAGGGAACAGUGCGGGAACAGAUCAAACAAGUGGUCACAGAGCUCGAGGAAGUGCUGGGUGGUCUCAAACAGGUCCAGUUGGAGAUGAAAGAGGUUGUCCAACAAAUCGACAUUCUGACGUCCAAUAUUGACCUUGGUGAAGACGAAUCAAGACUACCCAAUGGACUCUCCCAAGAUGCCACCAAAAGCAGUCGGACUGGUGUUGUGGCGUUGAUUCACAAUUCAAACAGCGAAGAGGACAUGUCCACUUCCAAUUCCUCUCUGGCUCAGAGCCCUGUCACUGUGGAUUUAGUUCACAUCAACAGUCCUUCGCCGUUGAGAAACUGCACAAGUCCGUCCCCUCCUGAGCAACGAUCCAUUACUGUUGAGGAUAAAGGCAAACAGGCUGUGAAACAGAGUUCAGAGACUCAGAGGACUCAAAGGACGGCCAAUGGAAACUGCCUACCGCAUCGAACGACAAGGAAAAGCCAACUGGAAAACCACAGGCCCCCUGUAGCUCCAGCAGCGUGCACUAACUCAAAUAAAACCCACCGGCCUCCACCUUACCCUCAAAAUGGACAGGUGAAGACGAGGACGCCCCCUUAUCCUGGAAAACAUAAGAUGCUCUCCUCCACCGUAGUGGACUGAUGCCGCACAACCCAGCCGACUCAGACCGGAGGACGGAGAACCCCCGGGCCGAAGGGCAGUGACUGUGUUUCCCAUGGAAAACGCCAGAAGCAUCUCAAAGCCCUAUUUCUUUCUCACACCCCUGCUGAAAGAAAAACCCUAGCUCGGACCAACCCAACGUCUCCAGAUGGCUCCGUUUUACUAGCGUAGCUUGACGUAUUUCCGAUUGAAAGGAAGCACGUGAGACAUGUGGUUGGGCCGAGAGAGAUUUGGGACGCCGGCUCAGUGGGAAAGUCGUUUUCGGAGGCGGAGCAAGUCGUUUACUUUCGUUGAAAGAGUAUGAAAACGAGCAUUAAAAAAAACGAGAAUGUGAAUUGAGAAAGUAAACGGGGUCAUGUUUUGUUAAUGUUUUGCCACGGCACGGCAGUUUUCUUGCUCUUAGCCUGUGUAUAUUUGGUCUACCUGUUUCUUUUGGCAGAUAUAUGCAUUGGAAAUGGAAAUCGGGCCAAAAAUAUUGAUCUUGUUUGCUGAGAUAUGCAUAGACUAGACCUAGCCCUUAAUCCUGAUGCUUAGCAACAGAAAAAAAAUCACCUUAGCAACCGCACAGCAAAUGUUCUCGCAUCAUACCACCCUAGCAACCGUUGAAAACACUCAGAAUAAUCAACUUAAUUGAAAUAAAUUGUUAUAUUUAAAAUUGCUAAACUGAAUUAUAAACGUCUUUUUGUGAUGUUUAUUAUAAAAAAAAAACAUAUUGUUUAGUUAUAUGUGUAUUUUAUCUGAUAGAACACACAUCUAAUACAACCAAAUUAAGUAUGACAAUUUAUAUUAAUGAAAUAGAUAACAACUUGACAUUUACAUAAAUGCACUCGGACGUUUCUCAAUGAUUAAAAGUUCAAGAAACGAUCGACUUAAACCGUAAUCAGCAACAGCAAGUUACAAAAGACGCCUGUGUGUUUGAUUGCACUAAUGCUCAUAUUUAUUUCCUUCUCCAAACAUUUAGUAGGAAGCGACUGGAAUUCAUUCAAGCGUUUUCUGUCCAUUAAGCGUGUUCUUGCGGGGCCCGUUGCACAAACCAGUUCCCGGUUCGGUGGGAAGUGCGUCAGCGCAGGAAAGAAAACGGAGCUCGUCGAAGCACAUCAUGGGACUUUAGCUGCUUUAGAUGGACACUCAAAGGCCCACGCGGGGUUAAACUGGUUGUUUCUGAAGGUAGACCGGUGUAGUAGCACGAAGGGUCCUAAAGCAUGCAUUACACUAUUGGGGCUGACUGAACUAGUUUAGCUGGUCGAAGCUGUUUUGGGUCGUUUCAGUAGGAUCUCUCUCACUAGCUGUGCUGGGUAAACCUUUUGGACCUAGCUGCCCUUUCUAACUAACCUGUGACCUGAUAUCUGUGCGAUUCUCCUUUAAAGGGAACAAGGAAUAAGCUGCUUUAGGUUGGAAAUGAUGACUUUGCAAUAGGGCUCUUGGAUUUAUGCAAACACUGACUAACCAGCUAACAAAAAUACCUUACUUCUGUUACAUGAACCCAUUUUUCUUGGUUGGACGUAAGCGUCGAGGCAAUAUUCCAUUUUAGAAUUUUGCUCACAUGAUGUUACUUUUUAACGUUCUCUGAACGUUUCGAGACAAGUUUAAAGAACAUUUUGCAUUAAGUGCUUGGUUGUUGACGACUUUGAGAGAACCUUAGCGCAACGUUCCUUGUUAGCUGGGUAGACAGACUAAAUGCCAAAAAUGAGGAAGGGUUUUAUUAACGUUUUUAUUUGUACUGCUAUGUUAUUCAGACCAAAGAUUGAAAAGAUAUUCGUUCAGGGAGGCUAAAGGAUCUGUAAUUAUGUUAAGCUAAAGCUAACGAACAUUAACAUCGCCUCAAAGGCAGCUCAUAGAACCACUAUAAAGAGGUAUACAGCUGAUAUCUGCUAGAGUGUACACUUCUGAAUUCAGCUCGAUGGAUCCUAACACAGUGAUGCAGCUGUGGACUGGAAUUAUUUAAUCAGUAUUUAAAGCCAGAGUAAGGCAUCUUUAUAGACCGUUGCAAUCGUGUAGUGGCAUUUUCACUCUGUGGCCAAUAGAGGGCGUCAAUGACACGUGAAUGUCUUAUAAAUGUGUACAGCUCAAAUGAAAUAAAACAUCAAAUGUGUAAAUUACGUUCUCUGCGAGUUGUGAUUUUGCAAGCAGAACAAAAUUUGAUCAUUUCUAGACAUUUCAGAUCUUUUUAAACGGGAAUGCUAAAUAUUAGGAUAUAGGCUACAUUGGAG